Messenger RNA from Salvelinus fontinalis (brook trout), 2506 nucleotides. Its product is annotated as cytokine-inducible SH2-containing protein-like. Lineage: Eukaryota; Metazoa; Chordata; Actinopteri; Salmoniformes; Salmonidae. The transcript has 3 exons. Gene Ontology annotation, molecular function: 1-phosphatidylinositol-3-kinase regulator activity. Bases 572 to 1273 code for a protein of 233 amino acids. Gene Ontology annotation, biological process: intracellular signal transduction; phosphatidylinositol phosphate biosynthetic process. The record is from RefSeq and is a predicted model, not a curated record. Gene Ontology annotation, cellular component: phosphatidylinositol 3-kinase complex.
AGAAGUCAUCCGCUGCGCAUUAGGCGUACUGGUGAUACCAGCUGAGCCUCUUCCAUACCCCUGGCGCGAGGCUGAAAAGGAAACUCGAGCACGCGCCGGAGCAAAUCGAAACGCAGCGCAGUUCCGCGAAACAGGGUGGGCACAGGACAGAUGCGGCCCCUGCCGCUGCGGCGCUGAAAUACAAAGCCAUUAUUGGAAUUAGAUUCCUAGAACUCCCGUCAACCCGCAACACUGAAUUUACAAGAGGCGUUCUCACCGUCUUUCCGUAGAAUAGAAUAACAACAGUGUCUGGUGAGCGGAUUACUCCGCUGGACUUCACCCUCUAUUUUUUCGGAGGUUGAAACUGACACGUUGGAGAUUUUAUAGUUAUGACCAAAAUAAAUUUGGAUUAUUUUACAUUUUGAAAAAAUUCUGAAAAGUCUAUUUAGUUAAUGAGAUUACUUUUGUUUUUCGGGUUAUUGGCGCCAUGACAACGUCAACUCGGUGACUGUUCCUACAGUAUAUAAUAAUCACUGGCUUUAUUGGAUAAUUGUAUAAACACACAGGCCAAAAUGUUUAAACUGGAUUCAUAAUGAUUUCUUGUGUUCAAAGGGCUCUGUUGCGAGGGCCGCCUUCGGAUAUGAUUGCUAGGAUGAUGAGCAGCAUGCAGCAGAAUUAUGGUGAGAGAGGAGAUUUGUGUUGUCAGAACCCAACUGCCCCUCUCUAUGACCCUACAGAGGACCUCUGCUGCAUCACCACCACCUUCCAGUACCUGCAGAACUCAGGUUGGUACUGGGGGUCAAUUUCAGCCAGAGAGGCUCGAGACGCUCUCCUGAAGGUGUCAGUGGGAACCUUCCUGGUACGCGACAGCAGCCACCCUCUCUACAUGCUGACUCUGUCAGUGAAGACGGCCUGUGGCCCCACCAACGUACGCAUAGAGUACAGUGGGGGUCACUUCCGUCUGGAUUCCAGCUCCCCAGGCCCCCCUCACUUGCUGUCUUUCCCUGACGUCUGCAGCCUGGUGCAACACUACGUUGGCUCAGGCCAGACACAACAGGGCAAGAGAGUGGAGUCAGAGGGCCCUCCAAAACCUAAUGCCAAACCCAGCCCUUCCCAGCCCUCAGCGAAGGACAAUGCAGUACUGCUCAAGCUGAUGCGUCCCCUGCCACAGGCCUUCCCCUCUCUCCAGCACCUCACACGCCUCACCAUCAACUGCCAAAUCGACUGUAUUGACCAGCUGCCCCUGCCACGCCCACUGGUGCGCUACCUGCAGGACUACCCUUUCCAGGUAUGAGGGUCCUCUGGCAGCCAUCCCUGCCCAAGGAAGGGCACACAGGAGGCCCAGGGACCUCCCAGUGAGGGUUAAAGGUUAGGACCUUAUGCUUAUAGGGUCAGAGAUAGCUUCUGACUCAGCUCAGCUGGACAGUGGAGUGUGGAAAGCAAAGUGCAGUGUUGCCUUUGGAAGAGUAGGACUAUAAAGUCUCACUGGGCCUUGGGCUGCUCGUACAGACAUCCAUGAACCAGACACCAUUUAUACUGUUUACUUUAAUAUUAAUAUAAUUACAUUUUAUGGAUUUUGUGUCUAUUGUUUAAAAUCUCUUUUAUAGUAAAAAAAUGAUGUCUCUUCUACGUCUUUUGUCUGACCCAUAAUCUAUUGUAAACCGUCACUAACAGACUGUUACAGAGUAGCAGUAGCCAGGAAAAAAGAGGAAUUACUUCAGCAGGAAUGAACAGGAAUUUUAGGUAUAAUAAUAAUAAAACCGUUCUUAGACUUUGCUGCAGUACUCCAUGUCAUCUAUCACAGAUGGAAGGAUGCUGGUGAAAAAACAGCGAGUGAUCUUGAUAUUGUAAGAUUUUAAUUAUUGAUCAAAAAUCUAUGUGUUUUGUGUUUUGUGUAAACAGGUUUCGUAAACAGUCACAUGGGGAAAUUAUUAGCAUUAAGCCUAUUGCUGGGAGCAUUUCCAUGGAACAUUAUGCCUGAGUUGGUUUCCAAGAGGUGAAUUUGACUAGUGCUAAGAAAGCCUCUUAUCAGGAUUAGAGCCAGAGCAAUGGUCAUUAAUACACGAAAAGAGGACAGUGUACAGACACACACACACACACACACACACACACAAAGAGGGGCAAACAAACACACACACACAUACAAACAGACACACAUACAAACACAGACACAUAUGUGCAUAACAUACACACAUAGCAUUGUGAAGCAUUACAGACAGGCUGAACUUAUUGUCAACCAUUGUUUAGCGAGCUGUUUCCAAUAAUUCAAAAUGAGUUGUCUAUCACAUCUUUUGUAUGUAUGCUAUGGUACCAAUGAUGUACUGUGCAUUCAGAAAGUAUUCAGACCCUUUCACUUUUUCCACAUAUUGUUAUGUUACAGGCUUAUUCUAAAAUGUAUAAAAUCAUUUUUUUCUCAUCAAUCUUCACACAAUACCCCAUAAUGACAAAGUGAAAACAGGUUUUUAGAAAUGUUUGCAAAUGUAUAAAUAAUAAAAACAGAAAUACCUUAUUUACAUAGGUAUUCAGA